Molecule: messenger RNA, 2254 nt
Organism: Orycteropus afer afer
Lineage: Eukaryota; Metazoa; Chordata; Mammalia; Tubulidentata; Orycteropodidae
Gene: HSPA12A
Product: heat shock protein family A (Hsp70) member 12A
Source: RefSeq, a predicted model, not a curated record
AUGGCGGACAAGGAGGCCGGCGGCAGCGACUCGGGGCCGCGAGGUGCUGAUCAAAAGGCUGGGGGGUCAAGUUCACCCAGAGAAACGGCUCCCACAUCUGCAUAUUCAUCUCCAGCCCGGAGUCUGGGGGACACCGGAAUAACGCCUCUGUCCCCUUCUCAUAUCGUGAUAUGGUGGAGAACCAGUGAGCUAGACGUGAAGCGCUCUGGUGAAACACGUGGGAGCUCACUUCAGAAGCAGCAGGUCGUCAUCACAACCUGUGAGCUGUGGCUGGAGGGUGGGACAGAGCCAGCCUUCCUGCUGGGGCUGGGGCUUCUGCAGCCACUGGUCUGGGGGCUGAUGUGGGCAGGCAGACGAUGGGAAGGAGGUGAUCCUGGAGUGUCCAACCAGAAGACUCCGACCACCAUCCUGUUGACUCCCGAGAGGAAAUUCCAUAGCUUCGGCUAUGCCGCCAGGGACUUCUACCACGACCUGGACCCCAAUGAGGCCAAGCAGUGGCUGUACCUGGAGAAGUUCAAAAUGAAGCUGCACACCACUGGGGACCUCACCAUGGAGACAGACCUGACAGCAGCCAAUGGCAAGAAAGUCAAAGCCCUUGAAAUCUUCGCUUACGCACUGCAGUACUUCAAGGAGCAGGCACUGAAGGAGCUGAGCGACCAGGCGGGUUCAGACUUCGGGAACUCUGACGUCAGAUGGGUCAUCACGGUGCCAGCCAUCUGGAAGCAGCCCGCCAAGCAGUUCAUGAGACAAGCUGCCUACCAGGCGGGCCUGGCCUCCCCCGAGAACUCGGAGCAGCUCAUCAUCGCCCUGGAGCCAGAGGCGGCCUCCAUCUACUGCCGGAAGCUGCGGCUGCACCAGAUGACCGAGCUGAGCAGCAAGGCCGCGGUCAACGGGUACAGCGCCAGCGACACAGUGGGAGCUGGGUUUGCACAGGCUAAGGAACACAUCCGGCGUAACCGGCAGAGUCGGACCUUUUUGGUGGAGAAUGUCAUAGGAGAGAUCUGGUCCGAGCUGGAGGAAGGUGACAAGUAUGUGGUUGUGGAUAGUGGAGGUGGCACCGUGGACCUAACAGUCCAUCAGAUACGGUUACCAGAGGGACACCUGAAGGAACUGUAUAAAGCAACAGGUGGCCCCUAUGGAUCGUUAGGAGUAGAUUUUGAAUUUGAAAAACUUCUGUGUAAAAUAUUUGGAGAGGAUUUUAUUGAACAAUUCAAAAUCAAGCGUCCCGCGGCCUGGGUCGACUUAAUGAUUGCCUUUGAGUCUCGCAAGAGGGCGGCUGCCCCAGACCGGACCAACCCCCUCAACAUUACCCUGCCCUUCUCCUUCAUCGACUACUACAAGAAGUUCCGGGGCCACAGCGUGGAGCACGCCUUGAGGAAGAGCAAUGUGGACUUCGUGAAGUGGUCCUCGCAGGGGAUGCUGAGGAUGAGUCCAGAUGCCAUGAACGCCCUCUUUAAGCCCACCAUCGACAGCAUCAUUGAGCAUCUCCGGGACCUGUUUCAGAAGCCCGAGGUGUCCACGGUCAAGUUCCUCUUCCUGGUGGGCGGCUUUGCGGAGGCACCCCUCCUGCAGCAGGCGGUGCAGGCGGCUUUUGGUGACAAGUGUCGGAUCAUCAUCCCCCAGGACGUAGGCCUCACCAUCCUCAAGGGUGCCGUCCUCUUUGGCCUGGACCCGGCUGUCAUCAAGGUGCGCCGGUCCCCACUCACCUACGGGGUGGGCGUGCUGAACCGCUAUGUGGAGGGCAAGCACCCGCCUGACAAGCUGCUGGUGAAGGACGGUACCCGCUGGUGCACUGACGUCUUCGACAAGUUCAUCUCCGCCGACCAGUCUGUGGCCCUGGGUGAGCUAGUGAAGCGCAGCUACACCCCAGCCAAGCCCUCCCAGCUGGUCAUCGUCAUCAACGUCUACAGCUCCGAGAAUGACGACGUGAGCUUCAUCACCGACCCCGGGGUGAAGAAGUGCGGCACGCUGCGUCUGGAUCUCACCGGCACCAGCGGCGUGGCCGUGCCCGCCCGGAGAGAGAUCCAGACCCUCAUGCAGUUCGGGGACACCGAGAUCAAGGCCACAGCCGUCGAUAUAGCCACCUCCAAGAGUGUCAAAGUUGGGAUCGACUUCUUAAAUUACUAACCAGCCCUCCCCGCCACCUGCCCCUUUGGACUCAGCUCACCUGCACCUGCAGACCUCACCCCUGACUUCUUUCCCUGACCUUGGCCCUUGACACGACCCACUUCAUUUCAGCAGCCAUGAUGAGAAC